CUUCAGAUUUACACAUCUGGUAAAAAGUUUGGCUCAUUAUGCUCAUCUGUGGUAGUGUGUGUUAGCAAUAUUCUCCUCGUGCUGUUUAAGUUGUAGCUAAAUAGGUUAUUCAUGAAAGGUUGAGAGUUGAUAUGAGACGCACUUCUUUGUUAAAGACAAGCGAAGCUUUUUUCGAAGUUGACACUGACUAUCAAGGUUUAGGAGACACUUCAUCUACACUCUGAUGCAUUUGUGACUUAGUCAACGGUGAGACUGCUUAAUCUUUCGGUUAGUCGCCCUCCCUUGUCAACUGUGUUGCUGUUGCCCUGUGUUCCACACCAUGGCACGCCACAGUAAGCUGCAAAAACAGGUGUUGUCUCUGUACCGCCAGUUCCUGCGUGCUGGCCAGGACAAGCCAGGCUUUCUACCCAGGAUCCGGGAUGAGUUCCGAGAGAACUCCAGCAUCAAGAAGACUGAUGUCAUGCACAUAGAAUACCUUUACCGGCGCGGACAGAGACAGCUAGACCAGCUGAAAGAUGUGAACACAAAGCAACUAGGAACUUUCUCCAAACCUAAGGCAGAGCGAUAACCAACACUAUUUCCGUCUCCACACCCUCUGUUGUAGCUACCUCUAGUUAUGUGGAUAAUACACCGUUAUCCAUUGUGUUACAUUCAUCAUUCACUAGUCAGAUUACUACUUUCAGUCUGCAGCUGAGUAAGUGCAGUCAUUGUCCUAAGCAAUGGCUAUUGUUCUGAUCUGUAUGACAGUACCAAUGCACUGUACUCUUUCAUAGAGCUGGAUACCACUGAUGAUGAUGAUGAUGAUGAUGAUAAAUGUUUAAGUCAAUCUCUGGCCAGUGAGUUUGUUGGGUUGAGCAGACCAGUUGCUCUGGUCAUUGUUGUAAAAUACUUACUUUCAUCUAGCUACAUUUACCUGUUGAGUGUUUUGGAUUAAAGACUUUUAUCAUCUGUAUGGGAAGUGAAUUUGACUAUUAUGUAAAAGGUCUAGUUAAUACUAUUAUAUGCUUACGUGUCACAGGAGGUCAAGUUAUGGAAUCUUAGAUUUUUAUAAUACUUUUAAAAAUCGAAAUGGUGUACUCUUACUGCAUUGUUAGGUCGUAACAUAAACAUUUUUCUGCACCAGCUAUAACAUCUAAUAAACUGUGUAUGCGACCAAUAAACUUUGAUUUGAUUUAAUGCUCAUGAAAUAUACAGCCAAUUAGAAAUGCCUGAGUAAUUUAGACACUGCCAGUCAGCAACAGACAGUAGACAAAUCUAAUGGUCCAAUCCCAAAUUGACCCCUUGACCCUACGCCCUAUCAGAGAGGAAUAGGUGAAGCAAGAGGGUUAUUUCUCGCCAAAAUCUGUCCAAAAUAGAUUUCAAAUAGAGCCAUGACUACAUGGAUCUCUGCCACCCCAGGUAACUCAAACCAGCAAUAAAACCAAUUUCAAAAAACAGAUAAAAGAAUACCUUACUGCACAAAGGGGACUGUGAAGAGACACAGACAUUUGAUAUACUGUAUAAUGUAUUGUAAUUUGCACUGUACUAUUAGACCUAUAUAUUGUGUGUAUGUACUGAUUAUGUAUGUUGGCCAUGUACCCCUGACUGCAUUGUGCAGUUUGGGGUGAGGCUCAAUGUGGGCGGAGUCAAACAUUUGACCCCGCCCACUGCAUUUUUUUAGUGUCCUCCACAGGUUUGACAGGCACACACUGAAUACAAACACACACGUUUGUGCAAAGAACACGUUGAAUACAAACAUAUUUCCUUUUUGAAGAUCGUAAGAAAUAUUAUAUAAAGUGGUACCAGCACAUAUGUUGAAACACUUUUUGCUUCAUGCUAUAUUUGAGACAAGCUACUGAUAUUGAUGCGGUGAACAAUAGACUUGUUAAGUAUGCCAUGUACUGUUAAAAUUGUGUUGAUAAAUGUUAUAACUUUGUAAUUAUAUUAUUUAAUUGAGAAUAAAUAUACAGUUACUAGCUAUCCUGAUUUAUAAUGCUAUUUACUUUCCUCAUCAGAAUGGAGACACACUAUACCAUAUAGACAAGCUGAAUGUGCUUUGUACAUUAAGUUAUACCAGCUCCAGUAAAGAGAUCAGAGACUCGGGUGACUUCUAAGUCAUCUUUACUAAACAACAUAACACAAUUAACAAAUGAAACAAUUAACACAGCAGACAAAAACAAAGUUUGACCACUCCUCAAAAAUUGCUUCACUCCUGCUCCUCAAAAGAGGCAAAGGCAGGCAUUUUCUUGUUGUCAACUGCCUCCACAUAGAACAUCUAAUAAUCUCUCUGUGACUGGAAUGAGAACAUGAAUGGUUUCUUGAGGAGAAUAUUUUCCUCCUCAUCCAGGCCAUCAUACAACCGUAGUUCUUUAAGGGUUGUAAUACGGUCUUCCCCCUCCAUCCCAAUUACACUAGGGAGGGAAAUGGUGCCUUUAAAUGUUUGGCGUUCGCACCACCUUGCUGCUUCCUUGAAGAAAAAGGAAGAAUAAAUAUUAAGAGUUGUGCCUCAUUGGGUGAUCAAGUAAAGUUUUUACAAUACUACCAUGCAAACAAAAGCCACUAUUACUAAAGAGGUUUUCAGUGAUAUCUAUAACUACUCACCAAGUCUAUUAUAUCUUGCCAUGCAUCAAGCCUUCAGCAUUACACACAGUAGACUACAUACACAGUUCACAGCUCCCAGUUCGCCGU
This is a messenger RNA of Oncorhynchus kisutch (coho salmon), 2667 nucleotides long. Its product is annotated as succinate dehydrogenase assembly factor 1, mitochondrial-like. The record is from RefSeq and is a predicted model, not a curated record. Gene Ontology annotation, cellular component: mitochondrion. Bases 320 to 568 code for a protein of 82 amino acids. Gene Ontology annotation, biological process: mitochondrial respiratory chain complex II assembly. NCBI's taxonomy places the organism in Eukaryota, Metazoa, Chordata, Actinopteri, Salmoniformes, Salmonidae. The transcript is spliced from 2 exons.